UAUUUUUCGCGGGAAACUGCUCCCUGGGCUGCCUAUUUAAACGGAGAAACUGCCUGCUGCCCAACGUAGAUGAGAAAAUGGCUUCCAAAACCACCUCCUCUGCUGAAAAGAGGGCCAUGGUGAAUCCCAAGGAUUUGAAGUUCACACAGCCUGACAUCAAGUCUACAUUCAAGGACGACACAUACCCUUCUGUUAGAGACACGGUUUCUUUGAUACGGCGAGGCCACUUGAGUCCUCAUGAGUUCGGCGAUCUGCAUGUCUCCAUGGAUGAUCAGGGCCGUAUGUGGUGUGAUAAUAACCGACGCCUCUUUGCCUUCAGAGAGAUUUCAUGCCUAGGAUCAGAGGCGAAGCAUCGAGGGCUCAAAUCCCACCGUCGCCCACUUCUGGGCGGAAUGCUUAUCAAAUGGAAAAGGAGCCUUCUACCUCGCCAAAUGAAGAAGAAGACAACGAUUCGACAUCGUCCUAUGAAGAUGAAGACGAAGACAACGAUUCGGCUUUACCCUAUGAAGACGAAGACAAAGGCAAUUCGGCUUUACCCUAUGAAGAUGAAGACAACGAUUCGGCCUCGCCCUAUGACGAAGACAAAGGCAAUGAUGCGGCUUUGUCCUAUGAAGACAAAGAUGAAAGAUGAAGAUGUCAACAACGAUUUGGCCUUGUCCAAUGAAGAGGAGGACAAAGACAAUGAUUCAGUUUCACUCUAUGAAGAUGAAGAUGGAGACAACGAUUCGGCCUCGCUCUAUGAAGACGCAGACAACGAUUCAGCCUUGCCCUAUGAAGACAAAGACAAAGACAAUGAUGCGGCUGUGCCCUUUGAAGACAAAGACGAAGAUAAAGAUGAAGAUGAAGACAACGAUUUGGCCUUGCCCAAUGAAGAUGCAGACAAAGACAAUGAUGCGGCCUUGUCCUAUGAAGACAAAGAAGAAGACAACGAUUUGACCUUGUGUAUUGAAGACGAAGACAACGAUUUGGCCUCGCCCUAUGAAGACAACGAUUCGGCCUCGCCCUAUGGAGAUGAAGUCGGAGACAACGAUUGGGCCUCGACCUAUCAAGACGAAGACUACGACUCGGAUUCGACCUGGUGAAGUUGAGUUCGAAAAGGAGUAACCUGGUGAAGAUGAGAUUGAGUACUGUCAUUCAUCUUACCAUUAUGAUUACGAUUAGGGUGUAGGGUUUAAUUUCUCCUUUUUUUUUAUUUAAAACUGUUGCUAGUGUUAAGACUAUUGUAGUAACUUUGGAGUGUGUGAUUGAGUCGAUUCAGUAUUCAAUGUGAACCGAAAUUAAACUGUGUGGGUUUUUUUAGUAUGAUCUAUUCUGUUAAGACUGUGUAUGCAAAAAAGUGAAUUGUUUGCUAUUCUUCUGGGAAAGCUUACUCGCAGUUGUUUAUGUUUA
This is a messenger RNA of Cryptomeria japonica (Japanese cedar), 1389 nucleotides long. RefSeq lists its product as uncharacterized. The transcript has 2 exons. Lineage: Eukaryota; Viridiplantae; Streptophyta; Pinopsida; Cupressales; Cupressaceae. The record is from RefSeq and is a predicted model, not a curated record. Bases 78 to 1082 code for a protein of 334 amino acids.